Molecule: messenger RNA, 3393 nt
Organism: Polychytrium aggregatum
Lineage: Eukaryota; Fungi; Chytridiomycota; Chytridiomycetes; Polychytriales
Exons: 5
Coding region: 147-3032 (961 amino acids)
Molecular function (GO): protein binding
Source: RefSeq, a predicted model, not a curated record
CCAUCUGCCAUCUGCCAUCUGCCUGCUCUUCCCCAGCUGCCAAUAUCCUGCACACUCGAUCACCCCUUGUUGCAAUUAUCAAGGCCGCCCACAAUUGAAUCGUCCCCACUCCCACUCCCACUCCCACUCCCAUCUGGACCUGAAGGAUGCUGAUCCCGGCGAGAAAGAGAUCGCUGUGCGAUACUCAUGGCGAACGCCACGACUACUUUUUCGGCUAUCGCUCCAGCUCCGAUCUCGACACUGCUCGAGGUCUCAAGAGACUUGUCGUGUCGGUUUUCUAUCGUCGCUACGGCGAGCAUCUCGCAGUGUUCCUGGACCGCGACUGCCUCUCUGACGCUGACAGUUGGCAAAGAGUCUUCCUUGAGGAGCUUCCAAACAGCUCGGUGGCCGUCUUCCUCAUCAGCAAGGAAUCCAUGGAUAUCAUGCAGCAGAACGUUGAGACCAACAAGGAAGACGGUGUUGUCCUCGAGAUUGAGCGUGCCCUGCAGCUGAGGGACAGCGGCUCGGAUCUCCGGAUCUUGCCACUGUCGAUCGCAACAUAUGACGGGACAUCGUACACAAUCUUCCAUCCUUACAAUUACGCCUUCCCAGCCUCCCCAAGGUUCGACAGGCUCAGGCACAUUUUCCAUCAAUUGAAGCAAAUCCAGAUGCUCACUCUCCGACCCGACCAGGCGCACAGACGGGUCUACCGCCUGCUGAACCUGCUUCGGCCAAUCUCGUCCGCCACCAAGGAUGUUCUGGACCAGCUUCUCAAGCGCCACUUUUGCGACGCCAAGUUUUUUGGCCACAUUGACCACCUCGACAGCCUCCUCGAGCAAGUCACUCGGACUGGUCGAGCAAUCAUCUCGGGACUGGGCGGUAUGGGAAAGUCGGUCCUGGCUCGGCAGUUUCUCCGCUACAUGAUGGGCACGCUCGAGGUCAGCAACCAGGAUUCGCUUGUGGAGUUCAUGGACAGCACUAUUGGAACACGGCCGCAGUACUUCAAGUUCUACUGGAUCAAUUGUGCGACCGAGGCCACCGCUCUGGACGGCCUUAUCAAGCUGUUCCCGUCCAUCAAUAUCGAGGAGAUCAAGCAGCAUGCCUCGCACUAUUUUGCCAACCAGCAUGGAUAUCUCCUCGUCCUCGACAACAUUGACGAUAUUGACGCCGUCAACUCUGUCUUUGAGCACUCCGAGACCCUUGGGUUCGGAGGCGAUGUCAUCGUCACCACUAGGCUGUCCUCGAUCAGCACUGGGGCGUUUCUCUCGGCGUUCAGGGCCAAAGUCUCGGACUUUCAGCAGCAACCCAUCCGUCUCCUUCCCUGGUCGGACGAUCUGACCUACAGCUAUAUCUUUCAAAAGUGCAAGAUUUUGUCGGAAAGAAUCACCCUCGAGACUUCUGUCACCAGACUUCGAAACAUUGUCACAAAGCUGGAAGGAAACCCUUUGACCAUUCAGUCUUUCAUGUUGUAUUAUGAGGCGGAGGAGCCUGCUCUGAACGAGCUUGGGUAUGCUUUUGAUCAAGUGUUCGAACAAAAACAUGGACCGAACGAGACACAGCGUUCGCUCAGGGUCCUCGUCUCCCUUGCUAUGGAGUUCAUUCGGAGCCACGGAGACGAAGGGCUGGCAGCGUGCAAGCUCUAUGGUGGCCUCUGUCUCCUUGGCUCUGAAGACAUUCCCUUUGACCUGAUCAAGCAAGUAGCGGGUACUUUGGGACUAGUUCCAAGAGUGAGUUCCACCUUGCGCAAACUCGUGCAAAUCGGCCUCCUUCGCCAGUCCGCCGACGAUUACUACUACACAAGUGCUCUCCAGCAGCGCGCUGCUCGAGAGUACCUUGAGGGGCGUCCGGAUCUGGAUCUCACUUCCAUCAGCGACGCCGUUGGUCGUGCCUUCGUCUCCAAGAUUCAAUUCCCAUGCGAUCGACCAACAUUUUCACUCAGUCACCAUUUUGAUCAGUAUCUGCAGCUCUCGUUUGACCACUGUCGCAAUCAUCCCUUGUCGUUCGAAGUUGAAAUUACCGCAGCCAAACUGGAUAUCGAAAGAGGCAGAUUCAAGGCUGCUUCAGAUCGACUCACCAGACUGUGCGACAUCGAGGACGAUCUCAACACCUUGGAGGCACAGCGGCGAUAUGUCAGCAUACGGCUCUAUCUUGCGCAAUCGUGCACUGAGCUAAGACAAUUUGAUUCUGCGCAUCGCGCGCUACAGGAGGCUCUGGCUUUCUUCCAAAGCCCUGUUACCUCAGACGAACGCGAGACCCAGGCACUCCUCGUUGCCCAGCAGGGACGGACCUACUUGAAAGCCGGGUGCUUCAGCGAGGCGGCUGGUGCUCUGGAGCGGUCCAUCCAGAUUAUUAGCUCAGUCCGCGACAGUUUUUACUAUCAAGAUGUUGCCAGCGCUUUGAUUCUCCUGGGCGACAUUGCAAAGGCUGAGAAACGACCCAAGGAUGCUCUGACCCACUACAACCGUGUCCUUGAAAUCGAACCCAACAUCUCCCAGAUUCACGACCAAUCCUAUCUUGCUGACAUCCAUGUCAAUAUUGCCGUCAUCUCAAGUGCCAAUAACAAGCUCGACACCGCGCACAAGCACUUCCAAAGCUCGAUAGCCGUACGUACGCAGCUUCUAGGAACCAGUGUCCAUCCCAAGGUAGCUUCGGCCCACUUGCAGUAUGCGGACUGGCUAUUUCGCAUUGGGUACUUUACCGAGGCGCUGGACAACUACAAUCGGGCUUUCGCUAUUUUCACGCAAGUAUUCGAAACAUGCUGUCUCCCCGAGACAGCAUAUAUUUGUUCUAGAAGAUCGCUGGUGCUCAUGAAGUCCGGUGCCCCGAAAAGCGCAAUCGACGCGAUCCAAGAGGCACUCAAGUUGGCCCAAAAGGUAUAUGGCCCUUCGUUGCGUGACGCUGAAAUCGACACCCUGAAAUCCGAUGCCAGGAAUGCUCUCUCCAGCCUCGGCGGCUCGUUUGAGGCAGCGUUUAAAUCGUACUUGGAAGCAUUUCUCCUCUACCCGAACGUCUGCGGACACACGGAAGCAAGUGACGACACAGCACAGCUUUGAUGCGCAUGGAGCCGAACGACCUGAACUCUCAGCAACCACACGGCAGUGCAGCGAUGCGAGAUCAUGAGACCGGAGUGCCUAUGUCGAGCAAUGUCUGUGUCGAAAAACAAUUCCACGGAGAGGAACUCAGUCAAGAUGAUUUAAAGAGCUUCAAGAACGUCCGGAGCCCCCAUCAAACACCAAGCAUACUGCUUCCCUCACUCAUCGUGCUCGUUCUCUGCAUCAUCCUCGCAUUCAUCCGAUCUUGAGCAAGCGGUACUAUAUUGAACGAUAAUUGAUGCUUGCAAAUACACAACGUUCUCCAACCUCGUGAAGCAUUGCGUUAGAGCAGCGCUUGGAGCAGCAACUCUUUGGCUGCCGU